UUUAUGCAAAGAAAGUCAUAACAUAUUCCGGUAUGCCGUACGCCAAAAUUCUAAUUUCCCACCCAGUCAAUGUUCUUCUUUUUCGCCAAACACCGUAGCCCUUCCUCAGCAAUGCAUCCAUCACUCGUAGUUCUAUCGUUCUUGAUCUUAGCUCGCGUCGGUUUAGUGACCUCUCACCAAGAGCAUGGCGAGUGGAGCUGCGAAUCGAACCCGGAGAUCCGAGUCCAGGCCGAGUUCAGACCCGGGGUCGUCACCCUCGACGGCCAUGUCGAUGACUGGAAGGAUGUAUAUGGGUCUGAAUUUUCCCUUUUUCCUGCGUUGGAUCCCGAUGCUGAUAAGGAGUACAAUGGAGGCAAGAUGACCAUCAAGGCAUUGCACGACGGGAAAGAUGUAUUCUAUAUGUUGCAGGUUGACGGGAAUUACGCAUAUACUGCCGGAGACAAUAAGAAAUGCCCUUCUGUAGCUCUCAUGUUCCCAAUUGGGGGAAAUGCAACUUAUCACAGAAUGGGUGGGUGUAAAGAAGAACCCGAUAGUUGUUCAAGCAAGACAUGCCAUGGCCAUGAAGUUGACAUAAUGCACUUCUCAAUAGGGAAUGCGAUUCCUGGGCGGCUCUAUGGAGGCAAUCCAGUAGAUAACAGUGAGGGGAAUGGGGGAGACAGGUAUGGUCACUUGGUUGAUCUUUAUGCCUGGAAUCCUCAUUGCAGAUACUUAGAUGGUGUUGGUCCUUCAGCAAACGAUUCUAGUGCGCAGAAUGAUUGGAAAGGUGCAUGGUGGCAUAGCAGCCUGACAAGUCACUCAGGUUUUAUAAAGGAAGACAGCCCUUAUGCGUUAAAUGCUCAUCCAGGAACAUAUUACUUUGAAUUCUCUAGGCCUUUAACAACAAUGGACCGUCUGCAACAGGAUGCUCAGUUCACAAUUGGCAAAUCAAGUAAGAUAUCUGCAGCUCUGUGGUACCCAGUUGACGGGAAACCAUGGCAUGGAUCUGCGCAUUACUCAAUCAGCUGCGACUGGAUAUCAAUGGACAUUAUGGUAGGCAGAAGUCCUGGUUCUGCUGGGGUGGUAGUUAGUAGUGCAUGGGAUGCGGCUACGGCUCUUUCUCUUCUGUUCUCUGUUGUGGCUUUCUGCACAUCUAUUUUCAUAGCCCAUCGAGUUUCGUCAUCUAAAGAAAUCCGUUUCACACCCAUGGACACUCUUUAAGAGGGCCACUCGAGGCUGUUUACCUUAAAUCCCAAUUUUUCCAGUAUUUUGUUCUUGAGUCCUAUUGGUUUGAUAAGAAAUAUGUUGUCGGAAGGGUGUGAAGAGAGAGCGCCAAUAAUCGAGCUGAAAUGAGGAGUUUUAUGAUUCUUGUAGUUUGGGGUUUUAGAUUUCUCAGACAUUAAUUUGUUACUCUGUUGAUCGUAUGAUCAGCAGAGGAUCCAAAGUUUUCAUUCAUACACUUGAGUGUACUAUAUACUAAUAUACACAUCGUUCCACUCACUGCCAUGCCGGAUUAGCAUGUAUCCUUGUAGAUGACUAGAUCUCAAAAUUCGAUAUUAAUUUGCAUGCAGUGUAAUACUCCACAUUUAUUGUAAUUUAUUUUACUUUGUCAGGUUUCA
Molecule: messenger RNA, 1595 nt
Organism: Cuscuta epithymum
Lineage: Eukaryota; Viridiplantae; Streptophyta; Magnoliopsida; Solanales; Convolvulaceae
Source: the annotation of a GenBank genome assembly